CGUAAAGUCUCCCUCUGCAGACUCUACCAAGGUAAGCAAUCUGUAGUCAGUCUUCUUUUUCUUUCUCUGGACGGAGUAACGCAGGUCUUUCUCCUCUUUUCUCCGAUCCGAUUGUUCUUUCAUCACCUCUUGCGAGGUUGAAAUUGCAAGCUUUAGAAUUGGUAUUAAGGCAGUGGACAGAGACUCCUAGAUGGAAGCUCAAUUCUUCCGUUUUCUCAAAAUUGUGGGUGUUGGUUUUAAAGCGAGAGCUGAAUCAGAAGGUCGCCUUUUGUACCUAAAGUUAGGAUACAGCCAUGAGGUUGAACUAACUGUGCCACCUGCAGUUCGAGUCUUUUGCUUCAAACCUAAUGUCGUUUGCUGUACUGGAAUUGACAAGAACAGGGUUCACCAGUUUGCAGCUGCUGUUAGGAGCUGUAAGCCUCCUGAAGUUUACAAAGGCAAGGGUAUAAUGUACAUUGAUGAGGUCAUAAAGAAGAAGCAGGGAAAGAAAUCUAAAUGAUCUAAUAAUGCUGCCUGGCUCUUUAUUAUUCUGUUUUUUAUUUUAUUUUUAUGUCUUUUCACUUUUUAGGUGAUUUGCUGAUAUGCUUGGCACUCUUUUAUGGAGAAAGCAUCAUGUACUAAUUUGCAAUGUAACAGGGAUUUUGAUCUAUAUUUACUUCUUUCUAUCUUAAAUAAGAUUAUGGUUUUGGAUGCCAAGCAUU
Impatiens glandulifera is the source of this 701-nucleotide messenger RNA. RefSeq names its product 60S ribosomal protein L6, mitochondrial-like. NCBI's taxonomy places the organism in Eukaryota, Viridiplantae, Streptophyta, Magnoliopsida, Ericales, Balsaminaceae. The transcript has 2 exons. Gene Ontology annotation, cellular component: ribosome. Gene Ontology annotation, biological process: translation. Bases 191 to 499 code for a protein of 102 amino acids. The record is from RefSeq and is a predicted model, not a curated record. Gene Ontology annotation, molecular function: rRNA binding; structural constituent of ribosome.